Molecule: messenger RNA, 2509 nt
Organism: Leucoraja erinaceus (little skate)
Lineage: Eukaryota; Metazoa; Chordata; Chondrichthyes; Rajiformes; Rajidae
Gene: tsr1
Product: TSR1 ribosome maturation factor
Exons: 16
Coding region: 25-2451 (808 amino acids)
Biological process (GO): endonucleolytic cleavage of tricistronic rRNA transcript (SSU-rRNA, 5.8S rRNA, LSU-rRNA); maturation of SSU-rRNA from tricistronic rRNA transcript (SSU-rRNA, 5.8S rRNA, LSU-rRNA); ribosome biogenesis
Cellular component (GO): preribosome, small subunit precursor; nucleus
Molecular function (GO): U3 snoRNA binding; GTPase activity; GTP binding
Source: RefSeq, a predicted model, not a curated record
GGGGAGAGUGCAGCGCGGACUGUCAUGGAGAGCGGCGUGGCCAAGCAGGAGCCGCACCGGCCCGGCAGCUUCAACCAGCCCAAGAAGACGCACAAGGCCGGGCGGCACCGCAGCAAAGGCGCGGUGGAGCGGACGAGCAGAGGGAGAGUCGAUGUGAAGAUCAUCAGCAAGAAACUGAAGAAGGAGCUGAAGAAACAUGACAGGAGACACCAAGCCAGCCAGAGGCGUUUGCAGAGUCGGGAAACGGUGCUGGCUGAGAAGCGGAGUCUGGGCAGUCGAGAUGGGCCACCUCACCUAGUGGCGGUGAUCCCGCUGCACGGUGGCAUUAGUGCCCAGGGCGCCCUGCGGCUGAUUCGCAGCGAUGAGGCAGCUAGCGUGUUCAACAGCGAUGAGAGUGGCGAGAGCUUUGGCUUGGUUUCCAGCCGGUUCAAGCGGAGGUUUUACUUCAUCCGAGUGAACGCAGGUGAUAUUCAUGCAGUUCUUGACCUGGCCAAGGUAGCAGACACGCUGCUGUUUGUACUUGAUCCCUAUGAGGGUUGGGACAGUUACGGGGACUUCUGUCUCUCUUGCGUAUUUGCUCAAGGCUUACCCAGCCAUGUGUUUGUGGUUCAGGGAGUUAACGACCUUCCCAUCAAGAAGCGGGCAGAGGCCAAGAGGAACCUGAGCAAGAUGCUGGAGCGCCGGUUCCUGGAUGCCAAACCCUUUCACCUGGACACCGAGCAGGAGGCCACGCUGGUCAUCAGGCACAUGGCCAUGCAGAAGCAGAAACAUCUGACCUUUCGAGAACGUCGCUCCUAUUUACUGGCUCAGCAUGUGGCUUUUGAACCAAACGAGGAAAGUGGUCUGGUGGGAACGCUGAAGGUGUCCGGUUAUGUCCGAGGGCAGAAUCUGGAUGUCAACAAGCUGGUGCACAUUGUGGGACACGGGGACUUCCAGAUGAGCCAGGUCGAUGGGCCACCUGACCCCAUGCCCAUGAACCCUAAGGUUACGAAGAAAACACCCGGUGCUGAGGAGCUUGUUGCUGAGAUGGAAGAAGAUUUGAAGGUUCUCAUGAAAGCGGAUUCCAGCAAGCAGGAAUCGCUGGAGACGGAGGUGGUUCCAGACCCGAUGGAAGGGGAGCAGACCUGGCCAACAGAUGAGGAACUGAGAGAGGCCGAUGAGGCAUUAAAGGCAAACAAGAAGAUUGUUCGGAGAGUCCCAAAAGGCACGUCGGACUACCAGGCUGCGUGGAUCCUGGACGAUGAGGAAGGGGAGGAUGAGGAGGAAGAAAGUGAUGAUGAUGAUGAUGAUAUGGAGGGGCAAGACCUGAUAGGGGAGGCAAUGUCGCAGGCCAGCAAUGAGAGUGACGAUGAGGGAGAGGCCACAGAGGAGUGUGAAACCAUGACUUUGCCCGAAAGUGUCCGUGAUGAUAAUUACGACGAGAAGAUUGACGAGUCUGAGGAGAGGGAGAUGCUGGAAAAGUACAAACAGGAGCGGAUGGAUGAAAUGUUCCCGGAUGAAGUGGACACACCGAAAGAUGUACCUGCUAGAGUCAGGUUUCAGAAGUACAGAGGUCUGAAGAGUUUCCGGGCAUCACCAUGGGACCCCAAGGAGAAUCUACCCCGAGAUUAUGCCAGAAUCUUCCAGUUCCAGAACUUUACCCGAACGAGAAAACGAAUCUUCAAUGAGCUGAGUGAGGAGGAGGAAGGUGCAAUGCCUGGGUGGUACGUCACGGUCCACAUCUGCAACGUGCCGCUGUCAGUGAUGGAGAGCUACAAGCCCCAGGCACCCCUGGUGCUCUUCACCUUGUUGCCACACGAACAGAAGCUAUCGGUUGCCCAUUUCUUGCUCAGGAGACAUGCGAGCAACAGCGGACCGGUCAAGUCGAAAGAGGAGAUGGUUUUCCACUGUGGCUGCAGGCGGUUCCGCGCCCCACCUCUGUACUCACAGCACACAGCCGCCAACAAGUUCAAGUACGAGCGGUUUCUGCGCUCCAACGCCACUGUGGUGGCUACGGUCUACUGCCCCAUUACCUUUCCCCCAGCAUCUGUGCUGAUGUUUAAACAAAGAGCCAACGGUAUGCAGGACCUGAUAGCCACGGGCUCUGUGCUGAAGGUCGACCCUGACCGAGUGAUCGUGAAACGGAUCACCUUGAGCGGCCACCCGUUCAAGAUCAUGACCAAAACCUCGGUGGUUCGAUACAUGUUCUUUAACCGUGAUGACGUGCUGUGGUUCAAGCCAGUGGAGCUUCGCACGAAGUGGGGUCGCAGAGGUCACAUCAAGGAGCCUUUAGGGACACAUGGACACAUGAAGUGUUUGUUCGACGGGCAGCUGAAAUCCCAGGACACCGUGCUGAUGAACUUGUACAAGAGGGUUUUCCCACGGUGGGCGUAUGAUCCGCAUGUUCCCGAGCCAGUGCCGUGGGAGAAGUGUGAGGACAGCAUUGAUAUGCAGGAGGUGGCGAUGGACUAGAGUGAGCACCAGCAGUUUGGAGUCUGUGCCUUUAUAUUAAAAUGUUACUGUUAGCCAC